UUAGCGCAGAAUCAACGUGGCGUUGGUGCACUCCGCGCGCAACUCUCUCUCUUUCCACGUUCACGGUAGAAAGAAGAAGCCACCGAGAACGAACGCCGAGGGAGCCUCUUUGUGUCCCCUGUUCCUCGAGGCGUUGGGCAGUCUUCUGUUCCGUAACUACUUCGCAGGUGCGCGCUUCUGUGGUCUAUGGCCGGCAGCACGAAGCUUCACGACGCAGUGCGCCACGACAGAUGCCGGCUCAUCGCUCGGCUCGUUGCCGAAGGCACCCCCGUGGACGCGGUGGACCCUAGCGGCAACUCGGCGCUGUUCGUGGCCAUCACCGAUGGACCCGUCAGCGCCGUCCCCUACCUGCUGCAGGCUGGCGCUGACCCGAACUUCCGAUGCAGCGGGGGCGCCACUCCAGUGCACGCGGCGUGCCGCCGGGGCAGCCGGGGCCUCCUGCAGCAGCUGCUGGAGUGUGGCGGGGACCUGCGGCUGCGCGACGCCUCGGGCCGCACUCCACAGGACUGGGCGUUGGGACACGCUGACCCGCAGUGCCGGCGCAAGCUGGUCGCCUUCAUCAACACCAAGCGCGCGCUGGCGUACCGGUUCGGCGACGCGGCUGCCCUGCUGGACGAUGACGCGGCGGGUGGUGGGACCGGCGUGGAUGGCUCGCCUGGCAGAGGGGGCGCAGCGGCAGCCGCCUCAUUGCGCCGGCGCCUGGUCGGUCGGCCCACGGCGCCCCGCAGGCCCUGGUGCGGCGAGAGGAUCCGCGCUGACGGAGGAUUCGGGGUGGUGUACUGCAGCCCCGCCCGUGAGACUGGUGUCACCACAUUUGUGCCAUUUGUAGCAAGCAACUACCUGUACAACUCUGAGGACAACAACAUCACCUGGAGUGGGCCACAGUCGCUCAUGCAGACCAUGUACUGGGACAAGCUAAAGGUGUCUGUGAAGAAAUCCUCACUCAACGGCAGCCACAGUCGGGGACCCGGCUCUGACAUCCUCAUCACCGAGCUGGAGAAGAUCCGCCGGCUAAGCUUUCACCCGUACCUGCUGUGGCCACUGGCUGUGAGCCCCGUGCAGAACAUGGAUGACAUGCUACACACGCGAGACAGAUUCCACUUCGGCAGCCUCUUCGACGUCCUGCACAAUGCACAGCACCUCCUGGCCCGUGGGCCCCUCGACCACAGUCGUUUGCUCCUCGUGUUGCAGCAGACGUGCGAGGCGCUGCUUUUCCUGCACAGCAGGCACUGGGUGCACGGAUGUGUGUCCUCGCACUGCAUCUACGUGGUGUCACCGUGCCUCGGAAAGCUCGGAAACUUUGAGUUUGUGCAGCGCAGUGAGGAUGCGGAGGGUGGUGAUGCAGCCUCGUACAGUCCACCUGGUGACGACUUCCUUGAUUUCUACUGCCACUGGCUUGCCCCCGAGGUGCUCACUGGCGCUCGUCCCACCAAAACGGCCGACCUCUACGAGUUCUGUGGUGUCCUGUGGGAGCUCUUCACUGAGGAAGUGCCAUGGGGCUCGGCCGAGCGUGCUGCAGUGGAGUGCGCAGUUACGCAGGAGCGCCGAGGACUGUCCCACCGGUCGGAGAUCCCACCGCCACUGGACACAUUGGUGCACACAGCCCUGGCACUGGACCCGGCCGAAAGGGUCACCGACCUCGAGGAUGUGUACCAGGCGCUGGCUGCCACUGUGCAGGAGGGCCAAGGCAACAUGGGCUUUGCCGUCGGGCGGUUGGAGCAGGUAGGCGACACAUGCCGAAUCAAGUCGACGCCUGGCAAGCCACUUCCGUCCCGUCAGGCCUCAACCAUCGAAGUGGAGCAUGCCAGCUUAGUUCACCGGCCGACCGCGAUAAGGCUGCGUGCGCCCUCCACUGUCGCAGAUGACGUGUCAGACACUGUGGAAGAGCUGAUCUCCCUUGCGGAUGAGGAGAGAGUGGCCCCCCUGCACCGCACUCCACCCCGGCGGCCCAGUCGGUCACAGCCACCGCGGGGAGGCUUUACUGCCACUGCGGCGUCGGCUCAGGCGGACUUGCUGGGCAGCAAGUUUGACCAGAUAUCGCUCUCCUCCAGCCUGGACCCGAUGGACUUUGCUACGGACUUGCCCAAGGUGCCCACAUUCUCGUCAAGGCCUGUGGACAAGCCCUCCUAUGAGGCAUGCACUCAGACAGAUCCAGAGACCCCGCCGACACUGCGACCACGCACCAGGGGCUUUGUGCCCGGAACCAGACCGACAUCGGUUGGCAACCUGAGGGCUUCGUCACAGUUCUCGGAUAACCUGCUGCUCGGCGCGGAAGAAGUGCCCGCCAAGGCAUCCUCGGCAAAGGUCGUCCAGCAGCCGGCUGCUGUGACGGCACAACAGCAGCCCCUGCAGCAGAGCGUGAUCGGCGUGCGGCGAACGGUGCGCCCCUGCAAACCGGCCAGCCACUCGUACGGGGUGUCGCCGUUCGUGCAAGGAGGCACCAGCCGGAUCAUCUCCUCUGCAAGCACCCAGCAUCACCGCACCACGAUGGACUCGUCCACCAGCACGUACAACACUGCGCAAGCUGAGCUGUCCAACCAACAGCAGCAGCAGUGGCAUGUGCGUCAGGGCAUUGUGGAAACCCGCCACCGUCAGCAUACCUCAUUUGCCACCAGGGGUACCAAUGUGUGCCGUGUGGAUGACGCCAUCCUUGAGGGCCUUGGAGAUGGCGAGCGAUACCACAAGGAGCUGGUGGGCCGCUCUGUGUGUGCCGAGACCACUUCACAGCCCAGGAAGCUUGAAGAGGAGGAUAAGACACUGGUGGCCGACUUCUCUCUCCCUUCUGGGCUGGCGAUGAUGGGCGACGACGUUGCCGAUAGCAGUGAGGUGAAGUCGGUGCAAACGGAACCCCACCAUGCAUACAAGGUGGAGGUGGUCACCAUGACGUGCCCGGUGAUCCAGCACACACUCACGGUCACCAGCACCAACUUGCUGACGGGCGAGACCACCGUGACCGAGGAGUCCACUGGUGCCGAGAUGGUGCAGGUCCAGUGGAACCCCGACCAGAUCAAUAUCACUACACCCGACACCAGCCUCAACUCGUCAGCUGGUGCCACUGGAGUGCCUGACGUCUCGCCAGCCACGGCACCACCAGCACCGCCGCAUGACUAGUUUGCACAUGCGCCUGUUGUCAUGUGUCCUGUGCUUGCAAUUAAAACUGCCAUUUCAUUGCCUUUGAAGA
This is a messenger RNA of Dermacentor andersoni, 3181 nucleotides long. RefSeq lists its product as uncharacterized. Lineage: Eukaryota; Metazoa; Arthropoda; Arachnida; Ixodida; Ixodidae. The record is from RefSeq and is a predicted model, not a curated record. Gene Ontology annotation, cellular component: intercellular bridge; kinetochore; midbody. Gene Ontology annotation, biological process: mitotic spindle assembly checkpoint signaling; mitotic sister chromatid separation; protein phosphorylation. Gene Ontology annotation, molecular function: protein binding; protein kinase activity; ATP binding.